GAGGGAACGGGGCCAGACCCAGCCCGACAGCGGGAAUAGAGCCCUCCAGAAUAGGAGUCUUAUAGCCCCUGAGGUGGAAUGGUGAUGGCUGCUUGAGGGAAUCUCCUCUCAUUCAUCCUGUCAUGUAUAUCAUGCUGCUGGUGAUUGGGCCAUUCAUCUAAGAUGGGAUUUACCCUGUGAAACAGGGAGAAGACUUAUGGACCCCAAACAUUUCAAGUUGUAAUUGAGUUUUUCAAAGUACAGACACACAUGCAAAGCUCUUUUGCUUUGGACCCUCUGCUUUAUUGAAGCUGCUGUGUUGCUAACCCAGAACUGUUCCAGUCUAUUGACCCAUCAUCAUGGCUUCAGUUUGGAAGAGACUGCAGCGUGUUGGAAAACAUGCAUCCAAGUUCCAGUUUGUGGCCUCCUACCAGGAGCUGAUGGUUGAGUGUACAAAGAAAUGGCAACCAGAUAAACUGGUGGUAGUUUGGACAAGAAGAAGUAGAAGGAAGUCUUCUAAGGCUCAUAGCUGGCAACCUGGAAUAAAGAAUCCAUACCGUGGUGUUGUUGUAUGGCCUGUUCCUGAAAACAUUGAAAUCACUGUAACACUUUUUAAGGAUCCUCAUGCAGAGGAAUUUGAAGACAAAGAGUGGACAUUUGUCAUAGAAAAUGAAUCCCCUUCUGGUAGAAGGAAAGCUCUUGCUACUAGCAGCAUCAAUAUGAAACAGUAUGCAAGCCCUAUGCCAACUCAGACAGAUGUCAAGUUAAAAUUCAAGCCAUUGUCUAAAAAAGUUGUAUCUGCCACUCUCCAGUUUUCAUUAUCUUGCAUUUUCCUUCGGGAAGGAAAAGCCACUGAUGAAGACAUGCAAAGUUUGGCUAGUUUGAUGAGUAUGAAGCAAGCUGACAUUGGCAAUUUGGAUGACUUUGAAGAAGAUAAUGAAGAUGAUGAUGAGAACCGAGUGAACCAAGAAGAAAAGGCAGCAAAAAUUACAGAGCUUAUCAACAAACUUAACUUUUUGGAUGAAGCAGAAAAGGACCUGGUGACUGUGAAUUCAAAUCCAUUUGAUGAUCCCGAUGUAGUAGAUUUAAAUCCAUUUGGAGAUCCUAACUCAGAAGAACCAGUUACUGAAACAGCUUCACCUAAAAAAACAGAAGAAUCUUUUCAUAAUAACAGUUAUAAUCCCUUUAAAGAUGUACAGACUCCACAAUAUUUGAACCCAUUUGAUGAGCCAGAAACUUUUGUAACUAUAAAGGAUUCUCCUCCCCCGUCUACAAAACGAAAAAAUAUAAGACCUGUGGACAUGAGCAAGUACCUCUAUGCUGAUAGUUCUAAAACUGAAGAAGAAUUGGAUGAAUCAAAUCCUUUUUAUGAGCCUAAACCAACUUCUCCAAAUAAUUUGGUAAAUCCAUUUCAAGAACUGGAAACUGAAAGAAGAGUGAAACGAAGGGCCCCACCUCCACCAGUUCUCUCACCAAAGACAGGAGGAGUAAAUGAAAACACAGUUGUUUCUGCAGGAAGAGAUCUCUCUACUUCUCCUAAGCCAAGUCCUAUACCAAGUCCUAUUUUGGGGCGAAAGCCAAAUGCUAGUCAGUCAUUGCUUGUAUGGUGCAAAGAAGUUACGAAAAACUACCGAGGAGUGAAAAUCACCAAUUUUACUACAUCAUGGAGAAAUGGUUUAUCUUUUUGUGCUAUAUUACACCACUUUAGACCAGACUUAAUUGACUACAAGUCUCUGAAUCCUCAAGAUAUUAAAGAGAACAACAAAAAGGCUUAUGAUGGAUUUGCCAGCAUAGGAAUUUCCCGGUUAUUGGAACCUUCUGAUAUGGUUUUAUUAGCAAUUCCUGACAAACUGACUGUUAUGACUUAUCUUUAUCAAAUAAGGGCACAUUUCAGUGGCCAAGAAUUAAAUGUUGUUCAGAUAGAGGAAAACAGCAGUAAAAGCACAUAUAAAGUUGGAAACUAUGAAACAGAUACAAACAGUUCUAUUGAUCAAGAAAAAUUCUAUGCAGAGCUGAGUGAUCUGAAGCAGGAGCCUGAUCUUCGACAUCCUACCAGUGGAGCAGUAGACUUCUUAUCACAGGAUGACUCUGUAUUUGUAAAUGAUAGUGGGGUUGGAGAAUCAGAAAGUGAGCAUCAGACUCCUGAUGAUCACCUUAGUCCAAGCACAGUCUCCCCUUACUGUCGCCGGACUAAAAGUGACACAGAACCCCAAAAGUCCCAGCAGAGCUCUGGAAGGACUUCAGGAUCUGAUGACCCUGGAAUAUGUUCCAAUACAGAUCCAACCCAAGCACAGGUUUUGUUAGGCAAGAAGAGACUAUUAAAAGCUGAGACUUUAGAAUUAACUGACCUAUAUGUUGGUGAUAAAAAGAAGGAUGUGACUCCACCCUUUAUUUGUGAUGAGAUAGACCACCAAAAACUUCAGACUCAAGACGUCAGUAGUAACAUGGAGCAAGAAACAUUAGAGAAUUCUAAAAACUUAGAAUGCAGAACAGAUGCUGAAUCACCUAUCAAAAAACCAAGUUUAUCUCCUACUUCCAAACUUGGAUACUCAUACAACAGAGAUGCAGACCUUGCAAAGAAAAAACGUACUUCCAUGAGGCAGACAGAGUCUGAUCCAGAUGUUGAUAGAACCACUUUAAAUCAUGCAGAUCAUUCUGCUAAAACAGUCCAGCAUCGAAUGUUAUCCAGACAAGAAGAACUUAAAGAAAGAGCAAGAGUUCUUCUUGAACAAGCAAGAAGAGAUGCAGCUUUAAAGGCAGGGAAUAAGCAGAAUUCCAGCACAGCCACACCACUCUGCAACAGGCAGCUAAAUGAUCAGCAAGAUGAAGAGCGACGUCGGCAGCUGAGAGAGAGAGCUCGUCAGCUAAUAGCAGAAGCUCGAUCUGGAGUGAAGAUGUCAGAACUUCCUAGCUAUGGUGAAAUGGCUGCAGAAAAGUUGAAAGAAAGGUCAAAGGCAUCUGGAGAACAAAAUAGUAAGUUGGUGGACUUGAAGCUGAAGAAGCUCCUAGAAGCUCAACCACAGGUGGCAAAUUCAUUCUCCAAUGCUGCCCAGAAAGCUGGAACUGAGAGCUCAGAACAAGAAAUUAAGAAUGGCACAGAAGAUCUCCGGACUGAGCGAUUACAAAAAGCAACAGAACGUUUUAAAAAUCCUGUUUUGUUCAAUAAGGAUUCUACAGUCAGAAAAACUCAGCUUCAGUCUUUCAGUCAAUAUGUUGAGAAUAGACCAGAGAUGAAAAGGCAGAGAUCAAUACAGGAAGAUACAAAGAAAGGAAAUGAGGAGAAGGCAGCGAUAACUGAAACUCAGAGGAAGCCAUCAGAAGAUGAAGUGCUUAAUAAAGGGUUCAAAGACACCAGUCAGUAUGUUGUAGGAGAAUUGGCAGCACUAGAGAAUGAGCAAAAGCAAAUUGACACCCGUGCCGCGCUGGUGGAGAAGCGCCUUCGCUAUCUCAUGGACACAGCAAAGAACACAGAAGAAGAAGAAGCUAUGAUGCAAGAAUGGUUUAUGUUAGUUAAUAAGAAAAAUGCCUUAAUAAGAAGAAUGAACCAGCUUUCUCUACUGGAAAAAGAACAUGAUUUGGAACGGCGGUAUGAACUGCUGAACCGGGAAUUGCGGGCAAUGCUAGCUAUUGAAGACUGGCAGAAGACCGAGGCCCAGAAGCGACGUGAGCAGCUCCUGUUGGAUGAGCUGGUGGCCCUGGUGAACAAGCGUGACGCGCUUGUCAGGGAUCUGGACGCGCAGGAGAAGCAGGCCGAAGAAGAAGACGAGCAUUUGGAGCGAACUCUGGAGCAAAACAAAGGCAAGAUGGCCAAGAAAGAGGAGAAAUGUGUUCUUCAGUAGCCGUCAGACUAGAAUCUCCCAACAUUUUACUCUUGGGUCCCCAGGCCAGAAACAGUCGAACUCGUUGAUUUAAAACUUUUAACGUUUUGUUUGGCUGAAUUAUACUUCUGUACCACCACCACCACCCAUUUUCCGCCAUCCUAUCCAGAUGAUAUACAGAACUCUAAAACAGCCCUGUUUUAGAGUUUUAGGAUUGUGUGUGUGUGUGUGUGUGUGUGUGUGUGUGUGUGUGUGAGUGAGCUAGUCAUGUUUUUGAAAUCAUGUGAAAUAGAUUUGCAGACACCUUGUGAGUGAUUGGUAUUGGAGAUGUUCAAGAAACAGUUCAAAAAAAAAGAAAAAUGCUUCCCUCAUUGUUUUCCCUUAUUCUUUUGAUGGGAGAAAAAAUUUGAAACCUUGUUGUUGUUGUUGUUAUUGUUGUUAUUGUUGGUGGUAAUAGCAUAAUGACAGUGGGAGGGGGGUAACUGGGGGAUAAGAAAAAUGUCAUGAAUGAUUUUUUCCAGUCCUACCAUAUGUACCACUUACUCUGUUACCUAAAUUUCAUAGUUAGAUCAUAUUCAAUAUACUUAUAAAACUGUUCUAUUACCAGUGGGAUUUUCUGCAGUUGUUUUGCAUUUCACUGUAAGUAUAAUAGAGUUCUCUGCCUUCCUCGGAGGAUGACCCUCUAUGGGAGCCUGAGACAAGUCCUGUGGUUUGAAGGUGAGCUGUAGGAUGGGACUCAUUGAUAUGCAGCAGUUUACAAAGACAAUUUUAUCUUCUGAGAAUGCGCCACCUUUUUCUCUGGAAAAUUAUUUAUUACAUCUUGCUUGGUUUCUACAUUUAAUUGGGUCCAGACAUUGGGUCAAGAAUGCUGUUAAUAUUUAUUCUGUAUUGAUAAAAGUCUGUCUUGCCAGUACAAGUAAAUCCCCCAUUAAUAUUUUCUUCUCUAGCAUAAUAGUACUGUCAUUUUGUGAAAAUGGUUAUGUUUAUUUAUUACAAUACUGAGUCAUAUAUAAAUUUUCAAUAAAAGCAGAAACUUUCUUACCUUAAA
This is a messenger RNA of Marmota flaviventris (yellow-bellied marmot), 4845 nucleotides long. It is a transcript of the gene Ehbp1, whose product is annotated as EH domain binding protein 1. The record is from RefSeq and is a predicted model, not a curated record. Gene Ontology annotation, molecular function: protein binding. NCBI's taxonomy places the organism in Eukaryota, Metazoa, Chordata, Mammalia, Rodentia, Sciuridae.